This is a messenger RNA of Penicillium canescens, 2565 nucleotides long. RefSeq names its product putative telomere silencing protein Zds1. Lineage: Eukaryota; Fungi; Ascomycota; Eurotiomycetes; Eurotiales; Aspergillaceae. Bases 1 to 2565 code for a protein of 854 amino acids. The record is from RefSeq and is a predicted model, not a curated record. The transcript is spliced from 3 exons. Gene Ontology annotation, biological process: positive regulation of G2/M transition of mitotic cell cycle; establishment of cell polarity. Gene Ontology annotation, cellular component: cytoplasm; cell septum.
AUGCAGGCCUCCACGAGUGCCCAUGAGGCUGGCGGAGGACACGCGACGCGGCGAGGUCAUGCCCCCCAUCUCUCGAUUAGCGACCCAAGUCACCAUGUGACAGAAGCGAUCGGGCAUAUGUAUGAUGAUGACUACGACCCCAACGAUCCAAGACGCCUCAGCUAUAUAUCCUCCCCGCUGGGCGAGUCAAUAACAACCAUCCCGCGGGCCGCCGCAGGAUCCGAGUCCAACCCCUCCCCGUCCUCCCCCCUGCAUAAUUCUUUCUCGGAAGGGCAAACGAAACCGCCAAAUGGACAUACACGGCCGUCGCUCGUUGCAAACCGAGCUUAUGACCGGGAGACCGAUUCUGUAGUCCCCGAGGGGACUCGGUCUCCCUCAGAAACCGCUACCUCUUCUUUUCCUCUGAACGACAUCGACUAUGAAUCCGACCCCGCUGCCGUGGCUCAGGAGCUGAACAACCUCGCUGCUAUUCGGCGCAUGUCCAUGGAUGUGGCGGCCGCUGGUGACCCUGACCUUCCGGGCUUCGCACUGCCUCCCUCCCCCUCAGCCGAUGAAGAUGACGCCUCGAGAUUGUUUUGGGUGCCUGCGCGACUACAUCCCGAACUCGCCCCGAAGGAAUUCAAGUCUUUUCUCGAUAGCAAGGCUGAUCACAUUAAGCGCAGGUCUGGCGAUUACUCUGGUGGCACUGAGCGUCAAGGGUCGGGGGCUGGACUUCACCGCAAGCGUUCUAUGCUAUCAAGGCAAAUCGACAAUUCUUCAGGAUACACGGAUGGCGCUGAUCGGCUGGAGCAUCAGCGCUCACAAUCGAAUAAGCGGGAUGGCAUGUUGAGUCCGAACUUGCAGCAGCUUGAAACCUUGGUGGACGAUUCGAAACCAGCAGACAAAGAAUCGACACUCUUGCGUGGCAUGCAGGAUUUGAGCAUCGAAGAUAGGCCGAUCUUACCACCGGCACCUCUAGGCAAUAGUUUGCGCCGGUCGACGAGGACACAAUAUAAAAAGGCGGGGAGUUUGAAAAAGGGCGAGAAGUUACCAUAUUCCAAGCGAGUCGGACGAGGGGCUUCUGAAUCUGCAGGGAGUGAUGCCGAAAUACUUUCGAUUCCCGGCAAGACUCGCAUGUCGCCUGAUCCUAUGCCCAACACGAACCGAACAACUCGGUCCCAGUCUACUUCGUCCCAUGGCACAGCAUACACUUCAGGCGCAGGUUCCGGCUCAACAUUCGACCCCAUUGUCGAUCAGCCUGAAGCAGAGAGGGGAGACUCGUACGUGGGUGGACAUUCAGAUUUUGCCUCUGAUCGACCUGACGGAUCACGGCAAUGGCAUUCUCGUAUCAGCUCGAAUGGACGAUCUACCUUGGUUACACCUCCGGGCGAUCAACAGAUCCCUGCGAUUGUUGAAACUCCGCCUGCCCCGGAGACCAACCGCAUUCCCAGUCCUCCUUCACAACGUUCAGCGGAUCGGACUGCAACAUCAACGCCGCCACCAAAAACGUCCCUGCAUGACGCGGCACCAAGCAAACGUUCCAAAAACUCCCGCCAAUCCCCUGAAAGCACUUCUUCACUCAAUGAUUUCGCCAAUAAUCCUCAGAUGAUACCCGGCAACAGUACUCGCACUGAUAGUCUCUCAUUCAUCCCCACAAUACCCGAAGAACGCAAACAUGACGAACGCAAAUCUGAAGGGAAAAAGUCAAAGGACAAGAAGGAUUCCGAUGGAAGUCGCAAGUCAAGUUGGCACUGGUUGCUGGGCAGCGAAGAGAAGGACAAAGACAAGAAGAAGCACAAGGACAGCGAGUCGAAAAGCACUAAAUCAAAAGUCGACAAAGCCCAUGAUAAUACACGCCUGGAUGUACUCCAAUCGUCCAUCGACAACACUCCGCGUGCCCGUGAAAGUCUCGUAUUAGACCGCCUGGAUCCGAAGCUGGAAGAAGAACGGCGUAAGGACGGUGUCAGAAGGGCAUCGGGCGAUUCAAAGAAAGAAAAGGAUGGCAUUUUCUCUUCUAUAUUUGGUGGCGGACGAAAGAAGCAUGGUGGAGAAGGCCAUCAUCGCAAACAUUCAUCUCGAAACCUGUCCCCGGAUCCUCCGAUGCGGGUUCUGCGUCCCGACCUCGACUACCCUUGGACUCGGUUCUCCAUCCUGGAAGAGCGAGCAAUCUACCGCAUGGCACAUAUCAAACUUGCAAACCCCCGGCGAGCGCUCUACUCUCAAGUACUGCUGAGCAACUUCAUGUACUCAUACCUGGCCAAAGUGCAACAGAUGCACCCACAGACGGGGCAUUCUUCAUCUGGAUCCCAGAGGUCAUCCAAAUCUAGGGACCAGCCAGAUGAAUACACGCAAUAUCAGCGAUACCAAGAGUCCCAGGAGCAGCAACACUACGCAGAAAGUGCUUACGACGAUUCUUCCAUGUACGACUAUGACGACGAUCCGCACGAUCGCUACGGCGCCCAUUCGAGAGGCAGUAAGCAAAGCUACGAAAAUGGCAGCGCUUACGGCCCGGGGUACCAGUACGGACACUCGUCCUUUGGCGACGACGUCCAACUCGAUGAUGACGAUGACGAUGAUAUGUGGUGA